This is a messenger RNA of Arachis stenosperma, 857 nucleotides long. Its product is annotated as calmodulin-1-like. NCBI's taxonomy places the organism in Eukaryota, Viridiplantae, Streptophyta, Magnoliopsida, Fabales, Fabaceae. The record is from RefSeq and is a predicted model, not a curated record. The transcript is spliced from 4 exons. Bases 123 to 569 code for a protein of 148 amino acids. Gene Ontology annotation, molecular function: calcium ion binding.
UCAUAAGACAUAAGACAAACAUUUUUUCUCUCUCACCCCAACAACCAAUUCAUACUAUUAGAGAAUUUUCAAGCUACUAUAUAUAUACUUCAGUUUUUGUACCUUCAACAACAAGAAAUUAAAUGGCAACUUCAUUAACAGAAGAUCAGAUUGCCAAAUUUCGGGAAGCUUUUUCUGUAAUUGACAAGGACUCUGAUGGAUUCAUUACUUUGGAAGAGCUUAUAGCAAUUUUACAACAAUUAGAUGGAAAUUCAACAAAAGAAGAAGUCCAAGAAAUGAUUAGUGAAGCUGAUAUUGAUGCAAAUGGGAUAAUAAAUUUUGAAGAGUUCUUGACUUUUAUGGGAAGGAAAAUCAAGGAAAAUCAGGCUGAGGAGUUAAAAGAUGCAUUUAAAGUGUUUGAUAGAAAUAAUGAUGGAUACAUAUCAGCCACUGAGCUAAGACAUGUGAUGAUGAAAAUGGGAGAGAGGCUAACAGAUGAAGAAGCUGAAGAAAUGAUAAGAGAGGCAGAUUUGGAUGGUGAUGGUCAAGUCAGCUAUGAAGAAUUUGCAAGAAUGAUGUUGCUCAAUUGAGGCUAUUAACAUGCAUUAUUAAUUUAAUUUAUUUUGUAUUUAGUCUAAUCAUUUUCAUUUUCAUUUGUAUAAUUUUUAUGACUUAUUCAAGCCUGAACAUAACUUAUGUUUUUGUUACACUACAUAAGGAAAAUACUAUACACGUGAGUUGGAGACUUUCACCUAAGUCAAAGAUAAUGUAAAGUCAACCUAGUUUGGUCUUUGGUGAUGUAACUUAGCUUGGUGAGAUUAAGGUCAAAGACUUUGAUUUAUUUGUCUUUGAAUAUGUAAAACUAACCUUCAUAAAUA